CUUCCCCCUUCAGCUGUUCGCUCUUACGACGUGUCGUGAAAAAUCAGUCCACAGCUAAACCGAGAUGGGCACCGCCAAAGACGCCUGACAGUUUCCCCUCUUAAUCCCCGGCUGUCAUCUUAAACGUUAAUGUAGUGGUGCUAAGUUCCAGCGCACGCGACCGGUUGUGAGGAUGGAGGCCAUGGAAGAUGAUAGUCUGGAGAGAAAAGACGACCAUAACCACAACUACUGUGCGAGCAGCAGCCGAGGCGGUAGCAGCAGCAGUACUACUAGUAGUAGUAGUACUACUACUAAAGCCCGCACGUAUCCGAGGAGCCAGCUCUCCGAUGUGACCGGUCCGCCGGUGCCCGGUGGUGAACCCGCCACCCGACGACGGAAACGGUUGCCCGGCAGCACCGGGUCAAAGUUCAUGGACUCGGAUUCGGGUAGUGAGAGCAGCGAAGUCAGCGAGACUGACUCCACGGUUCCGCCCGCCGCCGCCGCGCAGGGGAAAUUCAGCCUCGAUUCCACCUCCAAGUUCCUUCUCAAUGCAAUGGCCGUGGAGGACUACCGCAAGAACCACUGGCCGAACCUGGAGAAGGCGAUCGACCGUCUGUUGAUUCAGAAUCCCACGGACCACAUCUCCGUUUCCUACUCGCAGAUAUACAGUUACGUCUAUAAGUGUGUUUGUCAGCAGCAUUCUGAGCUGCUCUACAACGAUUUGACCACGAAGAUAACAAAUCAUCUGCAGCAGGUUUCUACUCGUCUACAAGCCAGCCCACCUGAGGACUUCAUUGAGAACUUUAAUGUUGUGCUGACGCAAUACACUGCCUCUCUUCAAUGUAUAGUUCCUGUAUUCAUGUACUUGAACAAGUUCUACAUUGAGUCCAAGCUGAACAGAGACCUGAGAGAGGAUCUGAUGAAGCUGUUUGCCAAUCAUGUAGCAGAAAUACACGUGGACACACUUAUGCCUCUCCUCCUCAAGGCGCAUUCCAUGCCGUUCCAAGUGCAGCCAUCCACAAUGGCCAGUGUGGUCAAAGGCCUCCACAGCCUGCGACCGGACUGGGCCCAGCGGGCCCCGGCUCUCUUCUCUGGCUUUAUUCCCCAAAUAAACCCUCCCACUGUGGAGUCCCUGCUGCCUGACUACGCUGCUCACGACCAGAAGUUACAGCUGGAGCUCUCCAUGAACGGAUUUCCGCGAGGGGACCAGUCUCGUAAAAGAGCGAGCGACGACCCCUGAGAGCGGAGCGGCCGUCCACAGAUCGCUCACUGUGCCUCCUACAUUUUUUUAUCACAAGGGCUCUGGAGGCUCACUGGACCAGCCACCAUGUCGACGAUGCGUCGCUUACAUCUCCUGACCCGCAUGUUGUUGCAAAACACUGUGAACAAAAAAAAAAGAGAACACAAUGUUGAGUUGUACAGCAGAAGGUCGAUUAUGGCACUGAAAAGGGAAGCACACAGACUUCCGUGGUGAUGCCUUCCUCUGAGAUUCUGAUGCAUCCAGCUGCAGUAUUUGUGCGUGCUGAGAUAGUGUCUCCACGUUCUCCUCAUUUGAAGAGUGCCUUCGUGGUGCCUUCUGAUCGUAUGUCCAUGGAUAAGCUGAUAGGUAUUUCAUUCCAAACCUUUAACAUGGAAGUGUCUUUUUUGAUAUACUGGGCUUUUCAAGACUUUCUAUUGCUGCUAAUAACAAUGUACAAGUGAUUAACCUACAAACCCCCUCAGUUUCACCCUCUGUGUCUGCACCCACUGGCUUGGCUCAACACAAAUGAGUGUGAAGAGACGGAACUCAACUCAAAGUCUCAUCUUCGUGUUGCCUUUAUUGUGUUGGUGAACCGGAUUGUAUUUUCCUGUUACGCCAAAAAGGAUUUUCAUUUUUUUUUUUUUCAAUAUCUAAUGCAUUUGAUUCCUGCGGACAUUCUUAAUGUCGCACACCGCCUGAGCAAUUUGAUUCUUUUUUUUUUUUUUAACCUACGAGGUUUGAGCUGCCAUUGGUUUGUUUGUUUGACUUGAAUGAGAUUCUAACUUUUGAUUUCCCGUGUCUGUUUGAGCCUUGCAUGUGUGAUUGGCAGGGAUUGCCUCAUAGGACGUUAAACUCCGCAGAGCGGCGUUUGACAAUUUCUAAAUCUUACUUCAGGUGUGUUUGACAACUUGCCUAAGUCGUCCCUAAACUGUAAAUAUAUCAAAGUUGAUGCUUGGAUUCAUGGAGUUUACAGAACUGAUGAUAUGCAAAUAUUGUUUGGGCCACGUCUGGCGUGCUGGGGCGCUACAUGCUGCUAACGCCUUGCAGCCUGUUCCUGAUGUAGAUUGCUUUUGGUCUUUUCACAGUGGUCAGUGUGAACUCUUUUGUUAAAUGAUUCACUGGAACAGAAAUAUUUGAUACACGGUCUUACACUGUUUUAAGUGUAAAUAGAUGCUACACAAGGCUUACUUUGGUUUCCGUCUGGGUUUUCAUUGUCUUUUCAAUAAAAUAAUUUCCUUAAUCAUCGGUAUGCGGAGGUGUUUUUUUGUUUUUCGGUGUUUAAUAUUUUAAACCUGGGGUUUUAACAAAUCUUGUUCUCCUGAGUAAGAAUACAUUACGAUAAAAAUUAGAAGCAAGUCUGAAUUGUUGCCGAUGUCAAACGUUGUUGUUCUGGUAGUACUAUGUUACUUGUUCACUUUCCAUCUAAACAUGCUGCAACAAAUACCCAUAUUGAAACAACUAAAGAACUGUGAAUAAACUUUUUUUUACGCAACA
Molecule: messenger RNA, 2713 nt
Organism: Gasterosteus aculeatus aculeatus (three-spined stickleback)
Lineage: Eukaryota; Metazoa; Chordata; Actinopteri; Perciformes; Gasterosteidae
Gene: cacul1
Product: CDK2 associated cullin domain 1
Biological process (GO): ubiquitin-dependent protein catabolic process; positive regulation of protein kinase activity; G1/S transition of mitotic cell cycle
Molecular function (GO): protein kinase binding; ubiquitin protein ligase binding
Source: RefSeq, a predicted model, not a curated record